AAUCCCCGGCUGUGACAAUUGUAUUUAUGUAAAAACUAUAUUUUUAUUAUCUGUAAUCUCUCUCUUAAACUUUAAGCUUCCUAGAAAAUGGGCAACUCCUGCUUUGAUUUAAGUAGAUGCUCACUAUUUACUGGCUGAUGCUUACUGGACUAAUGACUAAUAAUGCUAUGGGGGCACCAAGAAGUAUCAAAGUGUGAGUUCAGGAUACAGUUCAAAUCUAGGUUCUACAGUUCAAAUCUAGGUUCUACAGUUCAAAUCUAGGUUCUACAGUUCAAAUAUAGCAGCUCUCUGCCUUCAGCAAGUUACCUAGUUUGUCUUUUCUAGCCUCAGUUUUCUCAUCUCUGUACUGGGGUUAAUCAUCCCCACCUCCCAGACUGUGAGGAUCAAGGAUUUUUUAAAAAGGUUUAACACAUUCACCAUGGGGUGAUAAUUCAUAUAUCCCCCUGCCAGAUGGCUUUGAUUUGAAUUCCAUCAUCUGAUGUUAAAUAGCUAACUGCCGGUAGUUCUAGCCCCCGAUAGUGCAGUCAUGAAUGUACUACCAGUGGUUCAAGGUACCUGAUGGGACAGUCAUGCAUAUGUCACCAGUAGUUCAAGCUGGUGGGAACGUGUUAUACAGUGACCCCCAAAGUAUUCAGUACAUUCAGUUUUAUUGCUUUUGUUUUUUUAAGAAGCUCAUCACAUCAUAAAAUAUUUUCCUAGAUAAUAAAACCAAGUGACAAAUGAAGAGAACUGUUUCUCUCCUCUCCAUUCUUUUUCUUCACUUGGAGCCAGUCUGCACAAAUGAAGGAGGCUGGGCUUCCCAAAAUAAGGCUGGUAACGCUGUUGACUCCUUUCUGACUCCUGCUCACUUCAGCUUGUCAGACAGUGUCAGAGUGCCUCCAGAUUCCCCGGCCAGGCCCAGGAGGAGUCCUAGCCCACCUUUGGAAGUUCACACCGACCCUGUCUUCAUUCAGCCUUGCCCCAACCUGUCUCCCUGACUAAUCCAAGUAAAAAGAAAGCACAGUGAUUGCUUUGCAGCUGAUUUCACUUGGUCGCUUUUGAGGGAUUCUUCAGCCCCACCUCUCAUCCUUAAAGAGCCAACAGGGUUGAUUAAGCUCCAACCAAGAGAUUCAGACCUAUGCCAUUGCACUGAUCAACGCACUCUUUCUGAAGGCUCCUGAGGACAAGCGACAGGACAAGCAUCUUAAUCCUCUAGACCUGCCUGUCACUGAUAUGGCCAAUGCCUUCGCGCAGAAGCACCUUCGAUCCAUAAUCCUGAAUCAUGUGAUCCGAGGGAAUCGCCCAAUCAAAACUGAGAUGGCCCAUCAGCUCUAUGUCCUUCAGGUCCUGACUUUUAACCUUCUGGAAGAAAGGAUGAUGACCAAGAUGGACCCCAAUGAUCAGGCUCAGAGAGACAUUAUAUUUGAACUGAGGAGAAUUGCAUUUGAUGCAGAGUCUGACUCUAGCAAUGUCCCUGGGAGUGGGACUGAAAAACGCAAAGCCAUGUAUACCAAGGACUACAAAAUGCUGGGAUUUACUAACCACAUCAACCCAGCCUUGGACUUCACCCAGACUCCUCCUGGAAUGCUGGCCUUGGACAACAUGCUGUACUUGGCUAAAGUCCACCAGGACACCUAUAUCCGGAUUGUCUUGGAGAACAGCAGCCGAGAAGACAAACACGAAUGUCCCUUUGGCCGAAGUGCCAUCGAGCUCACCAAAAUGCUCUGUGAAAUCUUGCAGGUUGGGGAACUCCCAAAUGAAGGGCGCAAUGACUACCACCCGAUGUUCUUUACCCAUGAUCGAGCAUUUGAAGAGCUCUUUGGAAUCUGCAUCCAGCUGCUGAACAAGACCUGGAAGGAGAUGAGGGCAACAGCAGAGGACUUCAACAAGGUUAUGCAAGUAGUCCGAGAGCAAAUCACUCGAGCUUUGCCCUCCAAACCCAACUCUUUGGACCAGUUCAAAAGCAAACUACGUAGCCUGAGCUACUCUGAGAUUCUGCGACUGCGCCAGUCAGAGAGGAUGAGUCAGGAUGAUUUCCAGUCCCCACCAAUUGUGGAGCUGAGGGAGAAGAUCCAGCCUGAGAUCCUUGAGCUAAUCAAACAGCAGCGCCUGAACCGGCUCUGUGAGGGCAGCAGCUUCCGCAAGAUCGGGAAUCGCCGGAGGCAAGAACGGUUCUGGUACUGCCGAUUGGCGCUGAACCACAAGGUCCUGCACUAUGGUGACUUGGAUGACAACCCUCAAGGGGAGGUGACAUUCGAAUCCCUGCAGGAGAAAAUCCCUGUUGCAGAUAUCAAGGCCAUUGUCACUGGGAAAGAUUGUCCUCACAUGAAAGAGAAGAGUGCUCUGAAACAGAACAAGGAGGUGUUAGAAUUGGCCUUCUCCAUCCUGUAUGACCCCGAUGAGACCUUAAACUUCAUCGCUCCCAAUAAGUAUGAGUACUGCAUCUGGAUCGAUGGCCUCAGUGCCCUUCUCGGGAAGGACAUGUCCAGUGAGCUGACCAAGAGUGACCUGGACACACUGCUGAGCAUGGAGAUGAAGCUGCGGCUCCUGGACCUGGAAAAUAUCCAGAUUCCCGAAGCACCACCACCUGUGCCCAAGGAGCCCAGCAGUUACGACUUCGUGUAUCACUAUGGCUGAGCCUGGAGCCAGAGACCACAGUAUCCAGGAAGCGAUUGGGGCCUAGGAGUGACACUCAUAGUCUGGUGCCUUGUCAUUUGCUUGUACAGAAUCUGCAGUGAUCGUGGUGGCCAGUGACCACCAGCCACUCUUCAAACCCAGCAGCAUUCCUCUUGGACCCUGUCCACUAGGAGUCAUGAAGGCAGGGUACUCUGCCCUCUGUCACCGUGGAGCCUGGGAUGGGGCCAUGAGAAAUGAACAGCAGGUGCCCUUGCCUUCCAGGCCCCAAACUGCAAUUUGAACUGGAUUUAACAGCAGUCAUCUUCCUUCUCUUCCUGAGCCCGCUCUCUGGUUGGCUGGACCUCGUGUGAGCCAGAACUGGCCCAGGAAAGGCUGCCUGCAGAGGACCAGCGUGCUGGGCGUGUUGAGAGCCUUGGAGUGACUGCCUUUGGGUGGCUCAUGCCUGUGGCUCAGAUCUGAGUGCAGGCCUUGGGCCUUUGCUUUUGUCUUCUUCCUGAGGGCUCUCUCUAGCCUCAUCUGGUGCCAAGAUGUUGCUGCUCCUGAGUUUCGGCUUUAACAUCUCUGGUCCCUAGAGCUAUCAGCUCUUUUCUUGCUCGUGCAGGUAUCGGGGCAGUUGGAAUGUUCUCCUUACAAUCUCUCCAUCUCAUGCUGGCCAGGCAGAGACCUACAGGCUAAAUCCUGUCCUCUUAGUCUCUAGGAACGGUACAGGAAAAGCCCAGCUGAGACCAGGGCUAGACUGUGGUGAGGUCACUAGAUUCCAGCCCCAACCCACAUUUAUAUCUUUUCCUUCCUAGGGGAGUAAUCUCCCACUAACCUGAACUGCAGCCCUCUCUGGGCUGCUUCCCUUUGGCCUUCCAGACUCUAGGAAGUUUGCCUUCCCUUCCUCUCCUUUCUAGUGCUGUGGUUUCUGCCACUGGCUGUGAUUUCAGGGAGCUGGGUGAGGCCAGCUGAGGCCACACCUGUGCCAUGGGGCUUCCCCAGUGCUGCAGCACUUGAACCACACGCACAGCCUCUCUCCUUGUACAUAUGUUAACACAGUGGCAUUCAGUAUUUGUAGCCUGGCAUGGUAGGUACUACCCAAUGAAGAGUGUAGUAUAUAUUUUCUUUACUAUACGCCAUACUUAUACAGACGUGUAUAUAUAUUUAUAUAACAUCUACCUAUCCUAAAAUGGAAUGUUUGGGGGGGGGGGGGGGGGAUGCUCACAAUCGUGAGCCAACAGUGUAACCAGAAAGCAGCAGGAGCUUCCUGUCAGUAACCAUGUUUCAGUAAACACUCUUUCCUGUA
Messenger RNA from Heterocephalus glaber (naked mole-rat), 3901 nucleotides. Lineage: Eukaryota; Metazoa; Chordata; Mammalia; Rodentia; Bathyergidae. The record is from RefSeq and is a predicted model, not a curated record.